Molecule: messenger RNA, 954 nt
Organism: Zygosaccharomyces rouxii
Lineage: Eukaryota; Fungi; Ascomycota; Saccharomycetes; Saccharomycetales; Saccharomycetaceae
Exons: 1
Coding region: 1-954 (317 amino acids)
Source: RefSeq, a predicted model, not a curated record
AUGGCACGGCGACAGAUAUUCGAUAUUGAAGGUGAAAAAAAAGGCAUCAAAAAAAAAAAAUCAAAAAAAAGAAUGAGACUCUGGAACAUUUUAUUCAUUGCUUUGUUAAUUUUAUGCAUUCAUUGCCAUAGAAUAAUUCCUGCUUCAAAUCCCAGUGUCGUUGAACCCGCAGCUCCAAUUAACUAUGGGGAUAUAUCAUUACUAAUGAUAAAUGAUUUUGUGCUGAUUAUUCAAGUAUUUAUGACAUGCAUUCCAUCAGGUGUUCUUGCACCUAUGCUCGUUGACUUUGUUAGAAUCUCAUGCCUUUUCAAUAUGCUAAGUACGUUUUCAUUACUCUCGUUGAGUCUUUUAAACGGUUGGGAUCGAUUAGAUGAAAGUAGGACUUUUAAAAUGGAAAUGCGAAAAACAUUUAACAGUUGGGCGGAAAAUAAUGAAAAGAGAAAUUGGUUGAAUGAGAGUGUUAAUUGGCGAGAACUUAAAAAUUGGGUGAACGUUUUUGAUAUUCAUUUUGACAUGUAUGUCUCGAAUUAUACCGAUGUUGAAAGAAAUGGCAAAAUAAAUAGAGUAAUAUGUGCAUCAUUUAACAUGGGCCAAAAAAGUUUAUUUGAUAUGCCAUUUGAGCAGGAAAUUUGUGUUACCAAGGAAGGUAUUAAGAAAUUGGGAAAAAAUAGAUUUUCUUCAUUAUCGGUGGAUACAACAAAAAAUCUAGUUAAAUUUUUAGCAAAAGGUGGUUAUGUCAAAGCUGCCAGCAAUCCUCCAUUUUACUUGUUCAAGCUUAUGGAAACCUAUGGCGAUAUGACAAUUGAUUUUUUGGAAACUUUACAAGAAAUGACAAGUUCGUUACAAGUAGAAACAAAAAGUUCGUUGGAGAAAGCUUGCAGUUUCCACGAAGGUGAAAAAUUGCUAAUGUUGAUGAGACUCAAGAGGCCGCAGGCGGUUGCAAGUCUAAUGUAG